This is a messenger RNA of Topomyia yanbarensis, 7809 nucleotides long. RefSeq lists its product as uncharacterized. Gene Ontology annotation, biological process: regulation of muscle contraction; regulation of potassium ion transport. The record is from RefSeq and is a predicted model, not a curated record. The coding region runs from base 1003 to 3180 and encodes 725 amino acids. Gene Ontology annotation, molecular function: potassium channel regulator activity. NCBI's taxonomy places the organism in Eukaryota, Metazoa, Arthropoda, Insecta, Diptera, Culicidae. Gene Ontology annotation, cellular component: plasma membrane; striated muscle dense body. The transcript has 6 exons.
GGUAGCUUGAACGUUACGCCUGUAUUUAUGCAGCCGCCGUCAAAUAUUGCUCUCAGUUUUCCGCGACACGUCCUUCGGCUUGCAAAUAGUGCAGAGCUCGGAAAAAGACAGACAGGCAUCUCGCGCGUUACCAUAGCCACUGCUAGACGGUAGAAAACGGAAUAGUCAGAAUAAGAAAAGUGUGUCGUACCGGAAUGUGUUCUUACUAAAAUCAAAUAUCAACCUUGUGGUGCAAAAUUACGACGACGAGCCUGGCUACGACGGUGAACCAAAAUUGAUGUGCGUUUUUUCCCAACGUGGAAAUGAUCAAAAAUUUCCCCCGAGCAGAGGUCAACAUCUGGGCUGAGUGGGGUGUGUACCACUGUCAGAGUGGAUGUGUGAGAAGCAGAUAAAAAUGAAGAACAUGGUUUCUAGAUUGUUAUUAGUGCAGUGUUGCUAGCUCUCCACUGGCAAAAAGGCAUCGUGCUUACUACGGGAUCAAAUUACCACGAAAUUCUCUUCUCCAGCCAAGCGUGUGUGCUUUACGUGAACCAUGUUAAGAUACCUGCCACUAGUGAUAUAUCAGUAGUCGCAUUUUUGUUGCCAUUCAGUAAAGUUGAUUCAACACAUCAUAAUAAAGCCCCCUGCGGAGUGGGUAGUGCUCAUGUUUCUAAACUGCGUGUACAAGCUAUGAUAGGGAUGCUGGGACGACUGGCCCACUAGGGAGGACUGUUAGUGUUUUCCUGCUGUAAGCGCUCUAGAAGACUUUCGUCAAUCACAACCGCAAAGUGGCAAAAAAUCUGACUACUGGAACGUGGUCUGGAAAAACAAACUGCCGAAGGAAACAAUAAUAUCAAUUAUAAUCUAAACAGAAGACGCCUACACGCACGACGCUCCCCUGCACAUAAUCUUCGCGGUGCAACCAGAACCCAGCUAACAGAUAACCAUUAUUCGCAUCACGCAAACUGCGCUCCGGUAGCGAGCAUUUGCCCGACGCUACUGGUACAUAGAGGCCUAAACAAAAUGGGAAGCCUACCAAAUUUGAACGAACUGUCGACGGAGCGGCUGGAACGGCGACUGGAGGAACGCGAAAGGAUUUUGGCCCGGGACCGAAUCAUCGAGAGAGACUUUGCCCGUGAUAGGGAUGCGGUGGCACGGGGACUCGAACGGCCGGUGUUCGUACACCAGCAACAGAUUGCAGCUGCGAAGAGCUUCUUUCAACAGAAGCACCCUCCUAUGGGAAGAAAAGUGAUGAGAACACGCAGUUCCGGCCAAGCGCAUCACAUUUGGGAUGACCCUAUGAUAGAGCAAUACCUCAACAGUUACUCGCCAGCAUCCUCGCGCAGCCAUCGAUUGAUUAUCGCGCCAACCCUGACCGGCGGGUUCCCCUUUCAAAGCUCAACGCUUGGCAACCGACGGCGAGAUUCCGGCAACAGUUCCAUCGGCGCAACAUCGGUGCGUCGAUUACUCACAGUCAAUAAUCGAAGCUACGGUUGUCGGCACAAGAUUCCUGCACACGUCCGAUCAAAGGUUAUCAAAACCUUUAUUCUGCUCACAAUUGCUCACGGACUGAUGUGCACGGCUUUGUUUCCAUUGAUAGGACUUCAGGGCUCAAAUUCUACGUGGUUUCAACAGGAACCAUGGCUCGCGAUGGGUCCGGAUGUCGGGUCUGGAUUGCUUAGUCUGUGCUGUAUAGUGACAGCAUGUAUGUGCCUGGUAACGACAAAGCUUCUGCGCAGAUUUGGUUACACGAUUCUGUUGGCCCUGGUUUAUGGAGGAUUGUGUGUGUUCUUAGCUACACAUAUCUAUCCGGUGCUCGUUUCAUUAGUUCCCGGAUACCUCGUGCUCGGAUUAGUACUGGGACCAUCGGUUAUUUGCAAGCAAGCGCUAGUGGUUUCGAUGGCCAGCAAGCUAAGCUGCUCACAGCCCGAGUGUGGUGGAAACAGUAUGGCUGGCAUCAAUGCUGAUAGUUAUGAUGACCAUAAACUGCUAUGCAGCAAAGAUGAAAGUGUUCGAAGACUGUGUAGAUGGUAUCGUGCAGCAGGUGAUUUCGGAAUUAUACUGGGAGCUUUAAUAGCGUCCUUUAUCCUAACGUGUGCCUCAUCUAAUAGAGCUGGUUGCUACUACAUAUCGGCACUUCCCUCCGUAAAUACCACUAGAUCGGUUACUACUCAGUUCAACGGCACAGCGUCGAACAGCAUAGCAUUCAACCAACCAUCUAUUGAAUUUUCUCCCACUUCGACUAGUGACACUCUAGCGGAUCCGAAUCCAACCACCAGGGUGACCACUCCUAGUAUGCCUAGUUUUAGGGAGACUUUAUUUUUCCUGUACAAUGUUCGUAUGCAUCGCAAGGAGGAAGAUGACGGAUUUCAGCUGGACCGGUUUCCAUAUAGUACAUUCCAAACUAAUGAUCACGGUGAACGAAUCUGUGGAUCUUACCUUUGUCCCGUAUGGGAACGAAACAUACCGCUCAACAGCAGCUCACUGACAUCGCUAAGCAUGCAGGGAUCCAGCGAAACCAGUCCCCUGAUGGGAAUAUACCUAAUUUUUGGGGUGAUUGCGCUGACCAUAACUGGCUUCACGACGGAUAUCGAGCAUAACGUUAAAUUCGACUCGAUACGAAAGAUGUCGGACACCUUGCUGUUCGCCGGACCGAUGGCGUAUUUCAUUGGAACCGAACAAGGCUACAUGCUGGCCGAUUUCAUGAAGGCAUUUGUAUCGUGCGAGCUUGGACCGAACAGUGUUGCCGGAGCAAUGAUCGGAUUGGGAGUUAUGCAGCUAAUCGCUGCCUGCACAUUGAGUAUGCUAUUGAGGCAUACCAAACGAGUGGUCGUGAUAAUCGCUGGUUUUAUCUUCCAUGCCUGCCUUCUACUAGUUUUGCUACGCUGGAAACCUUCAAAAGAUGACAGUGCCGUACUGUACGUCAUACCGGCCGCCUGGGGAGUAUGCAAUGCGGUUUGGGAAACGCUAAUCUCUGCUCUGGUCACCCUAACGCACUCAACCAAGGUGCCCGAGGUCCUGUCACCGCUGCAGGCUCUCCGAUUUCUAGGCCUGGGAAUCACAUUUGCCGGCCACGGAGUACUCUGUGAAUCGCCGAAGAUUAUCAUCCUGGCCAUUUUGCUUGUGAUCUCCGUUGUUCCCUACACGAUGUUGGAGCUGAAGUUGGAAAGUCAACGAAAGGCCGCUAAAGUUCAUUUAUGACGAUUCUGUGCUCACGACUAUUAAUGCCUACUGAAGCUAAAGUACUUCUAAACGCGCUCAAUUAGAGGUAUUUUACGGGAAGACGUUUCUAGCCGUCAGUAAACGGUGCUUUAUUGUGCUGGCAAAUUUUUAAUUCCGGUAAAUUUGGCAUUUUCCGCCGAAAAUGUACCGUUUCAACUUUUUGCUUCAUUUAGAGGAUGCUGUCCCACAGUUGGACAUCUAGUGUCAAACAGCAUGUUCGCUUCAGGUAGAAUUAGAUACUUAUCUAAAGACGGAAUUUUAAUGACUUACUUGUGUUCCUCUGACGAUGUAAAAUAAGAAAUCUAUGUAGAUAUCAGGCACGGCGCGUAAAAACUUUAAAUUUAUAUCAAAAACCCUGAUAAAACUCCGGUUGUCAAGAAACCAAGUUAACAAAUUAUCAUGCAUUUUAUACAAAAAUGGACGACACAAAAUAAAAUUUUACGUGCUGCCGUAGUUGAAGAUGAAAAUUAACACUUACGUUAUUACAACUUUAAACAAAGCACGAAUCAAACUAUAAAUUUAAUGCUGGCUUCGUUUUUAGAUUCGAGUCGCUCCAGGUUGGCUGUAAUGUUUACGAAAGCCAUUUAAAAAUGUUAGUUUCAAGUAAACCUACAGUGACUGACUUAAAAAUGAAAUCAUAAAACUCUGACAUUAGUUACUGAGAUUGUGAAUCAAAUAAAUUAUUGUUGAUUUGAAAUGAAGUAUUUCAUCUAUGUAAUUGCUCGAUUACUCGAUUGCUAACUCGAUAACAGCGGUAAGGAUUUUAUGUAACGAUCGCUCCAUCGCUGAAAGUAGAUACACUGGAACCUCCAUUUACGAACUUAUCCGGGGGUUCGUAAAUUGAAUUAGUUGGUAAAAAAAGUGUUCGUUUUUUCGAAGCUAUUUCAUAAAGUUCCCCUACCAAUAUGGGUAUUUUUGGAACGCGAUUAUCAGGUUAAUGAUGAAAAUGGAUGAUUGGAAUCUUUUUGAGAUCCAAGAAUUUAUUUAAACCGGAAGACGCAAUCUUGGAUUUUAAAAUAGCUUCAGAUCUCGAUGUCCGCCAUGUGUUAGGUCAACCCCAUUUCGAAAAUACCCAUAGUGUUGAGGUUAUAGAGAAUUUAUCUAAACCGGAUGUCGCCAUCUUAAAUUUGAAAACGGCUUCAGAUAUCGAUUUCCGUAAUGUACUCGUCAGCCCCAUGUUGUUGAGUUUACAGAGUUUAUCUAAACUGGAAGUCGCCAUCUUAAAUUUCAAGAUGGCUUCAGAUAUCGAUUUCCUUCAUCUACUCGUCAACCCCAUUCCAAAAAUACCUGUAUUUUUGAGGUUAUAAACCUAAUCUAAACCGGAUUUCAAAAUGGCUUCGGACAUGGAUUUGCGCCAUGUUCUCGUCAACCUUAUAUCGAAAAUACCCAUAUUUUUGAAGUUAUAGAGAAUUUAAACCGGUAGUCACCAUCUCGAAUUUUAAAAUGGCGUCAGGUAUCAUUUUCCGUCACGUACUCAUCAACCCUAUUUCGAAUAUACCCAACUUUUAUUAGUAACAGUUAACUAAGAAUAAUGUUAAAUUGUAUGCAACUUCGUACUGUACUGUACGUACUUAAACUUUUUUUAUGAACUUGGUUCGUAAAAAGAGUUCAAUAUUCCAACUUUAAUUCGUACAUCGAAUAUUACGUAAUAAAGAGUUCGUAAAUAGAGGUUUCAGUUUCAAAUCCGGUCAAAGGUCAAUAUGCGUUAUCUGACAGUAAUUGAGACAUUGGGCCGAAUGCCGUUUUUAUUAGCGAAUUUUCCCAAAAUUCCACGCGGCCUUUCCUGAUUGAAAGGAACGGCCCCGAUUCAUGUAACACCGCGCUUAGCCAAUCUGUCAUAAUGUUGCAAAUUUGCAUAACGAACGGCUGAAUGCCCUACAUUAUGCAACGUUCUGUACAGCUUGAGUAUACCAGAAGGACCAUUCAUAAAUUGCCCAAAAUUGACUGCCUCUCCCCCUAUGUAAUAAAUUGUCACAAAUUUCUUUAUCCCCUCCUCUACUAUUACGUAACAAAUUCUUAAAUAUUUUUUUCUUCGGCAAAAACACGUUACGUAACAUUGUAGCUUACACCCCCUCUCCCAUAUGACACAAUUUGCCGCCCUCUCCCCCUAAAAGCGUUACGUAAUUUAUAAACGAUCCCAGAUGCAAGUGGUGCCAAAUUCACCAGGAUCAGUAAAAUUCAAAAAUUCUUUUUAAAUUACAGAAUUGAUCAAAUUGGUUUAAUGAGCUAUACUUAUCAAUCAAAUUCUGCUUUAAAAAUUGUCCUUUCGUUUCAACCAAAAUGGGAUGCUUAUUACUACUGCAAAUAUCAAAUAGAGCCGCGUUUAUUAAGCAGUUGGUGCGGCGUGUACGUUUCGGUGAAUGUCUUAACACCUUUAAUUUGACCAACUUUAAUUUACCCCUAUCAUACUGCUGGAUUAACUGUCAGAGAUGCUUACCGAUGUAUACUUGACAUACAGUGUCAAAGAACGUAUUUACAUUUUCGUAGAAAAUUUAUUAACACAUAAUAGCUCCGAACUCUUAAGGGUUGGACAUGUAUAUUGUUAUAUUUAGAAAACUGAGCUCUAUCGAUUUAUGUAAUAAAAGAAGAAAUUUAUUCUUCACUUAAUGACCCAAUUAGGGUUAGAACCCUAUUCUGUUUCGGGGUAAGGCAAAAACAGAAUAAGUCAUUGUUCACUUCUGUUGUCAGCUUCGGGAAACGAGAAUAGGUGAUAUUUGUUUAAAAAUCGGUGUCAAAAAUGUUUGCAAUGUUUUAGAGAAAAUUUGUGGAUACCAUAAAUAUUGAUUUUGGCCAUAAUUAUUGAAUUGUCGACGCCAGAAAGUUAACCAUAAAUCAUAUUGUAAUUUUGCACUAUAAUCCAAAAGUAACCGAUAGCGCUAACUCCGCGAAACAGCCUAAACACGAAAAACUUCCCUCGGCAGUAGCUUCCAACACUGUCGUAGAUAGUGCCAGUGCUAUACGUUAAAUGUGUGCGCCAUGAUGCCUAUUUUAUAGUAAGAAUUUGUAACAGGCUAGGGUAGGGUUAGUUGCCUAAAACAGUAUUUACUCACAGCAAACCCGGAAGAGUCUCAUUGGCAACACUGUAAAUACUAUCAACUAUUGUGCAUUGAACACUAAAUUGAACACAGAGUGGGCGCACAUUUCUUAAAUGAGUAAUAUAAAAGUGCAUGUUUGCGUUGAAUCACUUAGAAGUGCAAUGUACACCAAUUCCUAAUGCGUCAAAACUUUUCAACUGGUUUCAUUUAAAGCUCUUCAGUGGAAUAAUUUCAUUAAAUCCCAGUAAGAUGUUUUACAGCCUUUUCAUUUCUUUAUCACUUUACUUGAUUAAGUAGAUACCUACGUGUAUUUCAACCACAACUUGCCGUCAGUGUCAUUUUCGGACGAAACUUUUGAAAACCAGUAGGCUGAAACAGUUCUGACGAUACACACAAAGUGAUAGUGGAAUUGAAAGGUUAUUAAGGGGCCAUGCAUAAAUGACGUAGCAUUUUGGGGAGUAGGGAGGGAAUACCAAAUUUGUGACGAAGUGUGACGAGGGGGAGGGUAGGGUCAGAAGUUGUACGACGUAGCAUUAAGUUUAAAACCCAUUGUUUAGAGAAAAUAAUUUAAUGAUCCUCCAUUCCCAAGAAAAAUAAUUUUAAAUGCAAACAAGUUACUUUUGAUGCGGUUUUUAUUGAGGUAAAUUUUACGAUUCGCGUAAUUACAAGUUCGCAAAAAUACGAAAAGAUUUUGUAUGCGGAUUUAACUUGCUACAUUAGUUAGCUAAUGUUGCUAACUAGUAGACUUAGUUUGGAAGCUGAAUUAAAUUUUCACUUCGGAUUCAACCAAACAAAAUUUAGUAAUUUAGAUGAACGUAUGGUUCUUAGAAUCAUUGGCAGCUGCACGAUCGUAAAAUGAGAGAACUUGUCUUCAUGCUCCCCUUGACAUACAAAAUUCAAAACAAAACUAUCAACACUAUAUUUGUCAUGAAAUGGGCUUAUUUUGCAUGCAAUUUGCUGUUAUAAUGAAAAUGUUGAUAAAAGUCGUCAAACAUUUUGAAAGGACAUGUAUUAACCUUCCGACAGUCGCGCUGGUGCACUGAGUGCACGCUGCUCUGAAAAGCUAGCGAAUCGUCUUUGGGCACCGGAGGCUGCUCGUUGAGUGGGCCAUAUGCGCGACUUCCGGAAGAUUAAAAAUAAUUGAAAACUAGCAAAAAAUAUUUUGUAAUUUUAAGUUUAUUUUCAUGCACAUAUUUGGAGCAAGAAUAUAAAUAUAAAAUUAAGAUCCACCACAAACACACACGACUUGUCGUGCUUUCUUCAACUAAUUUUAUUAUAAUUUUACACGUGGAUUGAAAAUUACAGUUUCUUUAAACGGAAAACCAAUGCGCUUCUUAUGUAUUUUUACUCGAAUACUGCUGUAAAAUGAAUGACAUGUAAUAUUACACGAUUGAAAGUGUAAAAUUGUAUGCUGUUUGAUGCUCCAAUUGAUUUUAACGUAAUUUUCAAUCAAAUUUUUGAAUCAAUCGUUGUAUGUUUACAUUCGUAUUGAUGUACAUGUCGUUUAAAUUUCAUUAUUUUUUGGUGUGAAACAUAUGCAAUUUUUUUUCAUCACCCGGGCGCUUUGCAUGGG